Anguilla rostrata (American eel) is the source of this 5589-nucleotide messenger RNA. RefSeq names its product early estrogen-induced gene 1 protein-like. Lineage: Eukaryota; Metazoa; Chordata; Actinopteri; Anguilliformes; Anguillidae. Bases 759 to 1901 code for a protein of 380 amino acids. The record is from RefSeq and is a predicted model, not a curated record. The transcript is spliced from 12 exons.
AGUCUAUCAUCAAGUUCUGAAGCGCAGCGUCGCUAGUCAGCUGGUCGAGAUCUAUCUCGGUCGGCUUGAGGAACUGCGCACCGGAGUUUUGGUCAGCUACCUGGCUGUUUUUGUUCUCUCACCUGUUUAAUCUCUUUUUAAGAUUGUCAGCAAGUGCCACGUUUUUCUGGCGAGAAUUAGUUCGUUUAGCUGCAUGAAGAUUUUGUUUUUGCCUACGUGUGCGGUGCAUUCAUUUUAUCUAUUUCGCCGAAGAAUUGCAGCCCAGUUUGUGGGUAGCUCACGAGGUCCACGCAAUACCAACCCAGCGAGUUCAAUGAUCGGCAAGCUGUGCGAUAACUACAAAAUGUGAAGACCAUGGUUGAAGUCCGUGGCUCAGCAAGAAGUAUCAAAGUUCUGUUUUUUUGGCGAGUGUCAGUGGGGAUCCCGGAUUUGUAAAUUGGCAACGCGCUUAACACCUUUAAAAGGACAUUUACUCGGUCGUCAAAGAUCGGUAAGGCAGUUCCGAGAUGCUGAACCAGAACAUAAUUAAAAAGAAUUGCCAAGCUCCUGAUUAAAAUCGCAUCGGAAUUUAACAUCGUAAUUAACUUUUUUAAAUGUUAUUAUUACAUAUUAUAUAUUUUUUCAAAAUAAUAUUUUACCGAUUUUGUUUGUUCUAAAAGGUAGCCUAUCAUUUUUCUUUCGUGAGUACUUAAAAAGGCCGUAGGCUCUCGUUGACACAUCAUCUCAACGCAAAGGAUCCACGAACGAUUUUUUUAGCCAUGGCAUUUUUAAUGAGAAAGAAAAAGUUUAAAUUUCAAACCAGUUUUACGCUGGAGGAACUGACGGCUGUGCCGUUUGUAAAUGGGGUGCUUUUCUGCAAAAUCCGAUUGCUGGACGGGGGAGAUUUCGUCGCUUCAUCUUCAAGGGAGGAGGUGCAGGAGAACUGCGUUCGCUGGAAGAAGAGGUUCUCCUUUGUGUGCAAGAUGAGUGCCAGCUCAGCGACCGGGGUGUUGGAUCCCUGUGUCUGUCGAGUCUCUGUCCGCAAGGAACUCAAAGGAGGAAAGACUUUCUCAAAGCUGGGCUUUGCCGAUCUGAACCUGGCGGAGUUCGCCGGCUCUGGCUCCACGGCGCGCUGCUGUCUGCUGGAGGGGUACGACACCAAGAACACCCGGCAGGACAACUCCAUACUGAAGGUCACGAUCGGGAUGACUCUGCUCUCUGGAGACCCCUGCUUUAAAACGCCCCCAAGCACAGCCAAGUCCAUCUCGGUCCCGGGACAGGACCACUCCCUGCAGCUGGACUGUAAGGGGGAAGGCACCACGACCACACCCACCGUGGGACGGGCACUCAAAAUGAAGAGCCCCGUGCUCAGCUCUGGUCUGCUAAAGGAGCUGGAUCAGAACCCUUCCAGCCCAGAUGAGGUUUUUCACACCGGCCACUCCCGCAACUCCAGCUACACCAGCCAGCACAGCAAGACAUCAGGCUGCAGCACGGAGCACUCGGCCUCCUCCAGCCUGACGGACCUCACUCACCGCCGCACCGCCUCCACCAGCAGCAGCAGCGCUUCUGGGGCCCCCAGCACAGCCGCGGAGGCCCCCCAAGAGCCCGAAAGGGAGCCCCCUCGCCCGGAGAGACCACCCCGCCCCCCGCUCCCCAUCCUGCUCUCCAACCGCCCUUCCAGGAGGAAGAAGGACGUGGCGGAAGAGAGGCAACCCACCUGGGUGGAUGACACGCGCAUCGAUGCCGAUGACAUCGUCGAGAAGAUCGUCCAGAGCCAGAACUUCUCUCACGACUUCAACAAUGAAGACAGUAACCUGAGACUGUUUGUCAGCCGGGAUGGGACCACAGCGCUCAGCGGGGUCCACCUGGGGAACAGGGUAUCAGCAGGAGUGUAUGAGCCUGUUGUGAUUGAGAGCCAUUAGACCAUGCAGUCCUGGAGACUCACCACCCUCCAUCUUGUCCAGCCUUGUGGAAGGAACAGCAACACCUGUGUGUGCGCGUGCGUGCAUUUGUGCGUGUGUGCGGACAAAAACACAGCAAAACGAAAAAUACAGGAAGCGGGGAAAUCUGCUAUAACCCUGUUUGUGGUGAUUGGGUAUGAGUAUGUCACUUUUACAUUCUUGUUCUUGUUUAAACACACUGGACCUGGAAACUUGGAAAUCCCAAACUGCUUGGCACCUAAAAGAGAAGAAAGGCAUUCUGGUCAAUGUAGUGUGGAACACUGAAAAAUAGAGAUGUCUCAUGGAAAGCUUCAGUACAUUUUGGUGCCAAGGAGUCUGGGAAAUGAAGUUUUUUUUGGGAAGUGUAAUUUAGGGUAAUGGGAUCAGUUGCAUUAGGUGAACAACCACAGCUUAGUUUAGCUCUUCAACUUAACCUGUUUAACAUUACUGUUGCUAUUUGGUAGUUUAAACCUGUGAUUUGCUGAGUGUAUAUUACAUUUUUGUUUCUGUGUAUGUAUAUGAGAGGGAGAGAGAGACAAACUGAUGGAAGAAGGUGCAAGCUUAUUGACUUAUACACAAAUCUACACGGGGGAUAAAAUAUGGGCAAUAAUUUUUGAAGACCAUUACGUGGAGACACUAAGGGUCUAUUAAAGUGGGUUUGAACACCCGGUUAGGUGUGGUCUGUCUCUCUCUCUCUCUCUCUUUCUUUCUGUCCCUCUUCCUCUGAUUGAGGAGAGAUGGAAGAGACAUUUUCCUGGUUUUCUUGCAUACAGCGGUUGAUACUGAAUAGUAAAAUGGUUUAGUGUGUACACAAAAAACGAACCCUGGCUCAUCGCCAGGUACGUAAAUGAGCUUUUGCAUAACUGGUGCAACCAAAUCGCAGACUUGGGGAAAAUGGGGAAAUGGUGGGGCUUGGGGGGGAGGGGGUGGGGGGGUUUGGAUGGUGUAAUUGACCAUUUGUCUGUCUUAUGUGGCACUUUAACAUGUUUUUUUUGAUGGUUCUGAUUAGUCUACAGCUGCUCUGUUUAUGGGUGGUUUUUACCUCAAAGCAGGUUUUUGGGGAACCCCACUGGAACUCCCACACAACUGGGGGGCACCUGCUCUUGCAUUCAUUUUGGGGGGGGUCACAUUUCAUCACAUUGAUAAUAAGUUCAAUAAUAUAGUAUAGUCCCUAGUCAUUUAUGGCAGGCCAAAUUUGACUAUUGGAGGACAAUUGUAUUACCAUUCUCACCACAGAGGGGCUGAGCCCCGUUUACUUUCCGUUUUGGGGUGUCCCUGCUAUAUUGGGGUGCUGCUCUCACACCCUCAUUUGGCUAGUGGCUACAAGAGAAAGCAAAGCACAACUUUGUUUUUUUUGUUUUUUUUAAAUCUGUUGGAUUAUUGGUUUUUGUCUGUUUGACCCCAAGAGUGAUACCUGAUACAGUCUGUAAUGUGUUUUGCCCCGUGAUGCCUCUCCUGUGUCAGUUUUGGGGGUAGAUUCCUGUCAGUGGUUGUACCCACCUGCCAUCUGCGAAGUGUGGAACGCUGAACAGUCUCCAACUGGAUAAGCAGUUUUGCUAGGAGCUACGGUUGGUUAUGAGAACAGCCAUAAGAUCAACCCAGCCUGGAAAAGACAGAAACUGACAUAGCAGAGAGCAUCUGGAUGUUUCCAUUGAUUAUUCUUUUCUUUUUUUGCGGGGAGGUGGAAGGGUUGAAAUUUAUGCACUUUGAGACUGAGCCUUUCCAGAAUUCCUUACAGAGAGAAGCGAAAUGACAGUAACUGGGCAUAAGCCAGAGAGCAUCUGUCAAAUCAGAUGUCUGGUCAAAUCAAAUGCAAAAAUGGAGGUUGGGAGGAUGGUUUGCAGACAGAACGCUGGAAACCUGUUUCCCCCUGAAAAAUAUCUUUAAGAAACUACUGGUGGCCUGUUUAGUGUCCCACAUGAUUGAGACUCCGCACCUCUGGCUCUACCACAAAUGCACAGCACAUCAGCCAUUGGCCUCAUCUGAUUGGAUCAUUUGACGCAAACUGCGCAGGUUAUUGGUCCAGUCUUGUGACUCCUUGUUUAGAGGUUGGGUCUGUGCCCAUCUGCAUCUUAACUGCAGGACCCUGCAGGGGUGACGAGCUGUUGUCACGAGAAAAGUGAGCGAUGCGUUGUGGGUAGGGUGAAAUCAGAGGCAGUGGUUCAGAGAGCGGUGCAUUGUGGGCACUGUGAAGUCAGAGGGAGCUGAUGUUUAGCUCAUUGCCCGUCUCUGUGACUCAGAGCACCUGGCCCGUCCUGGAGAACAAUGGUGCUUACAAUGGAGGCUUUCUGCUGCUCAGACCGCCCUCCCGGCCCCUGCCAGCCUCGCGGAACGCAGCAGGCCAGUGUUCCGCUCCCCGCGCCCGAAUGAAUGCGAUCUCUGUCAGCACAGUGCAGGCUCUUGUCUCCACGGAAAAUUCCUCUCGCCUUCCAGUAGAUCUGGAAGUUGUUUGUCGGCAGGAAGAAAAAAAACGACUCUAACGACUUCAAUUCUGUGUACGUGUUGUCAUUUGAGUUUUUCUGUGUCUGUGGGUGUUCAGUUUUACUCCUGUUCUUUCUUAAUGAGGAGAAAGGGAAUCCUCUGUGCAAUAUGGGAGUUUUUGUUUGCUUCAUGAUUCGUUUCUGCUCUGUUUAUGUGCACCUUAUUUAGCCACGUUUUCCAGAAGGCCAGUGCUGGCACUGGUGCUUGCUCAUCACUGAUCAAAGAUAAUUGGGUUGAAAGAAUAGGUAAAGGGUUGGGGGGGUCAAUUACCCUUCAUGAAAAUUGGCAGUGAAUUAAUCUAAUUUCUGUUUGUUUCCUGAACUGAAAUGGAACUGACCUCGUAGUAAAUAUACAGAACUCUUGUGUUACAUGUCUAGUGUUGGGGCAUAUGAGGACAGUUACCAUAACUGGCUCCUCCUGGUGGAAUGGAGGAGUAUGGCAUGAAGAUGCUCCUUCUGCAGAACUCUCAUUCAAUGGAAUCUGCAUUGUGAGAGGCGUUGCACUUUUAUCUCCAAAUGGAUUGUGUGUGGUGUGUGUGUGUGCACAUGCUUGUGUCUAUCCUGAAGAGAAUAAUUUGCUGUGCUUUAAUAUGUAUUUCUAAUUUUAAAAUCUUAAAUGAAAGCCAUUGUCUCUAACUUCAGUUUUUUUUGUAUGAUCUUUUUAUGUUCUUUUCCUGUGUGCACUUUUCUUUAAAGAUUAAUGUGAAAAGAGAGUUUUAAACCUUGCCUGUGUCACUGUUAUUGCCGUUUUGUUUGUAGAGGUUCAAUAGCACACCAAAUGUGUGUUUAAACUCCUUUUCUUAAUUCUGAACCACUGAAUCCUUUCUGAAGCUGAGGGGUGGAGCUUCUCCUUUGUCUCCAUGCUGCAGUUUCCUAACACAUAUGUCCCUGUUUCAUUAAUGAUUGUAAUGAUUAUUGUCUUUUGUAUGUGCAUUUCUAAACCAGCGGGCUGGUUUCAUAUUGAGGGAGGUGAAAAACCACCUGUCUCUCGCUGUCUCUCCCUCACUCACAGUGCAAACGCAAGAAUGGUUAUGUUGAAUUUUGCAUUAAAAGGCCAUGUGGCAUUUGUUUCUUGAUUUCUAGGUUUUUAAGAGGGUUUGCUUUGUUGUACAGCCUUCUUUUUUCCUUGCAUACUUGACUGUAACUUGUGAUUUUUUUAAAAAACAAAAUAAAUCUCAUUCUUAAUGUGA